Molecule: messenger RNA, 789 nt
Organism: Neoarthrinium moseri
Lineage: Eukaryota; Fungi; Ascomycota; Sordariomycetes; Amphisphaeriales; Apiosporaceae
Exons: 4
Coding region: 1-789 (262 amino acids)
Molecular function (GO): O-methyltransferase activity
Source: RefSeq, a predicted model, not a curated record
AUGGGCAAACUACAGAAGAACGGUUUCCAGGGAGAGGCGUAUCAACCUCAAGAAGAGGUCUUUUUCAACGAUGGUCGCGAAAUCGCUCUUCUUCACUAUGUCUACAGCCACCCAGAGCUGGAGAACAUGCGCGGGCACCCUCAGAAGAUCCUCGAUGCCAUUGACGAAUAUGGCAGGACUAAGAAGUAUCUUAUGAAUAUCGGCGAAUAUAAGUCGAAAACGGUUGUCGACCUGAUCAGGGAAGUGAAGCCGCAGACUAUGGUAGAAAUUGGUGCAUAUGUUGGCUACUCUGCUAUCGCUUUCGCCUCAGCAGUCAAAGAUGCCGGCGGCAGGCGAUACUAUAGUUUGGAACACAACCCCGAGUUUGGUGCCGUGACUACAAUGCUCGUGGAUUUAGCGGGGCUCAGUGACAUUGUCAAGGUUGUUAUUGGGUCCAGCUCGGAUACUCUGAGGCGCCUGGCUAAGAAUAGAGAGAUUGAUCAUAUUGAUCUCUUGUUCCUCGACCACCAGAAGCCUCUUUACACACCAGAUCUGAUGCUGUGCGAGGAGCUUGGCCUAGUAGGACCUGGGUCGGUAUAUGCUGCAGACAAUGUUGUCAAACCUGGAAAUCCUCCUUACCUUGAAUAUGUAAGGAGCACCGUAGCGCAAAAAAAGAAGCGUUUUGCGGCCCUCGGACACGAUGGACUGAAAGGGAACCCCAAUCUCGUGUAUAAGAGCGAAUUUGUUGAGGGCUGGGAGCCAAGUGGAGUGCCUGACGCCUUGGAGAUUACGACGUGUGUAGAAUCCUGA